Molecule: messenger RNA, 1920 nt
Organism: Telopea speciosissima
Lineage: Eukaryota; Viridiplantae; Streptophyta; Magnoliopsida; Proteales; Proteaceae
Product: pyruvate kinase 1, cytosolic
Exons: 16
Coding region: 94-1677 (527 amino acids)
Biological process (GO): glycolytic process
Cellular component (GO): cytoplasm
Molecular function (GO): magnesium ion binding; potassium ion binding; pyruvate kinase activity
Source: RefSeq, a predicted model, not a curated record
CCUCUGUCUUCUGUGCUUUGCUUCUCGUUUCGAUCAAAGCGAAUUCCGACCUCCUUCUUCUUCUUCCUUCAUUGAUCAGUAGGGAGAUCGAAGAUGCAUUCGACGCACUUGCUUCUUGAGGAGCCCAUUAGGAUGGCUUCCAUCCUCGAGCCAUCCAAGUCUAAUUUCUUUCCUGCAAUGACAAAAAUCGUCGGGACACUGGGUCCGAAGUCGAGAUCCGUUGAAGUUAUUUCUGGUUGUCUCAAGGCUGGGAUGUCAGUUGCACGUUUUGAUUUUUCAUGGGGAGGCACCGACUAUCACCAAGAGACUCUAGAAAAUUUGAAGACGGCUGUCAAAAGUACUAAGAAGCUCUGCGCUGUUAUGCUGGACACAGUGGGACCAGAGUUGCAGGUUAUAAAUAAAGAUGAACAUUCCAUUUCGCUUCAGGAAGAUGCUUAUGUUGUUCUAACACCUGAUCAGGAUAAGGAAGCCACUUCAGAGCUAUUGCCAAUCAACUUUUCUGGAUUGGCAAAGGCAGUGAAGAAAGGAGAUACCAUUUUUAUUGGUCAAUACCUGUUCACAGGAAGUGAAACUACUUCUGUUUGGCUGGAGGUAUCUGAGGUGAAGGAUGAAGAUGUAGUCUGUAUGAUAAAAAACACUGCUACUCUCACUGGUUCCUUGUUCACUUUGCAUGUUUCUCAAAUCCAUAUUGAUCUGCCUACCCUGACCGAAAAGGAUAAAGAAGUUAUAAGUACAUGGGGUGUUCGCAACCAUAUAGAUUUCCUCUCCUUGUCAUAUACCCGGCAUGCAGAAGAUGUUCGCAAUGCCCGUGAGUUGCUUUCCAAAUCGGGUGAUCUUCAUCAGACACAGAUUUUUGCAAAGAUUGAAAACAUAGAGGGCCUAACCCAUUUUGAUGAGAUUCUACAAGAAGCAGAUGGCAUUAUUCUCUCUCGCGGGAAUCUGGGCAUAGAUCUUCCUCCUGAGAAGGUGUUUUUAUUUCAAAAGGCUGCUGUUUACAAGUGCAACAUGGCUGGAAAGCCUGCAGUGGUUACUCGUGUUGUGGACAGUAUGACUGACAAUCUGAGACCUACUCGUGCAGAGGCAACAGAUGUUGCCAAUGCUGUAUUAGAUGGGAGUGAUGCAAUUCUUUUAGGUGCAGAGACUUUAAGAGGAUUGUACCCUGUUGAGACCAUUUCCACUGUUGGUAAAAUUUGUGCUGAGGCGGAGAAGGUUUACAAUCAAGAUUUGUAUUUCAAGAAGACUGUCAAAUACGUUGGAGAACCAAUGACCCACUUGGAAUCAAUUGCUUCCUCUGCGGUUCGUGCAGCAAUUAAAGUGAAGGCUUCUGUAAUUAUUUGCUUCACCUCAUCUGGAAGGGCUGCAAGAUUGAUUGCGAAAUAUAGGCCAACAAUGCCUGCUAUAUCAGUUGUUAUUCCUCGACUGAAAACAAAUCAACUCAAGUGGAGCUUUACUGGUGCUUUUGAGGCAAGGCAAUCACUUAUAGUCAGAGGUCUUUUCCCCAUGCUUGCAGAUCCCCGACAUCCGGCGGAGUCGACAAGCUCCACAAAUGAGUCGGUCCUGAAGGUUGCUCUUGAUUAUGGCAAAGCAUCUGGUGUCGUAAAGCCACAUGAUCGUGUUGUUGUUUGCCAGAAAGUUGGGGAUGCAUCUGUGGUGAAGAUUAUUGAGCUUGAAGAUUGAAACCUGUUUCCAUCUCCCUAAUUUUACACGUCUUGUCUUAUGUUUUUUUGCCCUUUGUUUCUACAUUUUGUCCGAGGUCGGUAGACCUUUGUUGUGGGCUUACCAAGUUGCCGGUGCCAAAAUAUGAGAUUGUAGGUGACAUGUAUUAAGGGUGUACACCGAGGUAGUGAGUAUUCAACCAUAAUUUAAAGCUUUGGUCGCUAUACUUUGAUUACUUGAUUGAAUCAAUCUGCGUCUUCAAAU